ACUUGCUCGACGGCAGUCGAAAGCGUCGGUUCGGUUUUUCAUUGCUGCUCCGCGAUCGGGCAGAUAUUACCCCCCGCCCUCCCGUCCCCCCGUCCUCAAGCAGGGGUUAAGCUUGAUCCAAAGGUUAAUUUGGCGAGAGAGAUCAGAGACGAAGAUCAGGGAUCAGGAUCAGUCAGCUAUGUCGUUUUUCCGCAACAUACGCUCCUCGCUGUCGUCAUCGUCACGGGCCAAGAGUUCCUCCUCCCGCGACACGACGCCAGUGCGCACCUCCGGCUCCCGUCCGGCCAGUGUGGUCAGCGUGGGCAGGGCCUCCUCCAGUCGUCGCGAUUCGACGACCAGCUCCACACUGCAGCGCGGGGAUACCUUCAUACUGCCCGGAUCCGACGAGGAGGCCAACACGCACUCGAACAGCUCCACCCUGGAGAAGAAGUCGAAGAAAUCGAAGGUCUUCGGAAAGUUCAGCACCUUCACGAAGCGAAAAAAGACGCCCGCCAGCGCGCCCGCGGAGGAGGAGGUGGCCAGCUACGAGCAUCAUCCGAGCGACACGGCCACCAACACGUACUACAAGUGGCGCAGCGACGGCGGAGAUCGGCUGCAGGACUACGACGCGCAGUCGGAUCCGUUCAACUUCCUGUACGAACAGCACUCCAACCUGAGGAACCUGCAGUCUGGCUCAGCCGGGGAGUCGUCCGUGCAUCGGCAGGCCAGCAUCGGGUCCAACUCCAGCGGCAGCUUCGACUCCUCCACGUACCGCAAGAGCAAGACGCCCACGCAUCUGCGCGAGCAGCUGGAGCAGCUGAAGACCCACUCCAACGACGAUCUGCUCGAGGACCAGCAGCGGGAGGAGGACGAGCGGGAGAAGUACAAGACGGUGACGUUGAACAGCUUCAGGAAAUCGUUCCGCGAGCGCCUGCUCCAGCAGCAGAAGGAGGCCCCGCACAAUCCCGCCUGGUUCGUGGAGGUGCCGCCGCCGCCCACCCCAGAUCCCCUCAAGACGAGCGGCAGCCGCUGGGAGUCCAAGGAGAACCGGCCGGACUUCCUUGUCUUCGAGAACGACAACUACCGGCCGCAGUCGCGCUCCCCGCUCCGGGAUCGCCCCUCCCGCUCUGCCACCCGAUCGCCAGUGAAACGCAACGAGACCUUCCGCGUGGUGCAGCCCUCCCUGCGGCACAUGUCGCCAUCGCCAUCGCCAUCGCCUGCUCCCUCCAUAAGGAUCGAGAUCAAGAACUCCAUUUCGCCCCAUUCCCCGGGAAGGUUCGUGCCCGUGGGCGUGGCCAAGCCCAUGCCCACAACGGAGUACUAUGCGCAGAGGCUGUUGGCCAGCAAUCCGAGCAGACUGGGACCUCCAUCGACUGCGAGAACCGCCAGUCCCAGUGCCUCUCAGCGGUGGUACCGCCCGCAGAGCUCUCCCACACGAAUGCAGCCCACGAGGAUGAGUGUGGACCCCCAGCAGAGCUCUCGGCUGAGCGUGAAUCAGCAGCAGUCCUCGCGGAUGAGCGUGGGCCAUCAGCAGGCCUCGCAGCAGAGGGGUGGCAGGACCCUGGUGCACAUCGGCAGUGACCAGAGCAGGUCCCUGUCCGCCGCCAAUCCAAUGCCCGCUCGAGGCAGGGCCCCCACGAGGGUGCAGCUGUACGGCAGCAAGCCCCAGAGCCGACAGCAGCAGCAGCAGCAGCCAUCGUCGACGUACUUUGGAGGCCACUACAAUGCACCUGCCACCCCCACCCACACCAGCAGCAGCGCCAACAGUGCCCCACUGAAGCAGCGGGGAUCCUCCAGCGGCCUGGGUGGGGCAACGGUCUACGGCGGGGGCGUUCCCACCGUUUAUUUGGGGCGUCGCGAACAGCCAAUGACACGUGCCGCCCCCGUGCCCACACGACGCAAUCGAUCGCCCAUCAAAAUGCCCUGGCGAUAGAGGGAGACAGAGAGAGAGAGAGAGAGACGGAGAGAGAGGGAGAGCUCGCGAAGUUCUUUCCGUAGAAAGACACCCAAGAGUGAGACCCAAGAGGUCUUGCGUCAUGAGCGGGCACUGGACUUCGAUCGUUAAUGAUUUAUUAUGUAUCCAUCGAAUACAGCCCCUCUCGUAUAUCGUAUCUAUCGGAUGUGUGUUGUGAAUUUCGCUACGUAAAAUUAUUUUUUAAGUAAAGAUCAAUAAUACGUAAAUAAAUAUACGAAAAUUUGUCUACUCAA
Drosophila persimilis is the source of this 2187-nucleotide messenger RNA. RefSeq names its product peptidyl-prolyl cis-trans isomerase CYP95. NCBI's taxonomy places the organism in Eukaryota, Metazoa, Arthropoda, Insecta, Diptera, Drosophilidae. Bases 179 to 1912 code for a protein of 577 amino acids. The transcript has a single exon. The record is from RefSeq and is a predicted model, not a curated record.